Messenger RNA from Drosophila innubila, 2173 nucleotides. It is a transcript of the gene mtm, whose product is annotated as myotubularin-related protein 2. Lineage: Eukaryota; Metazoa; Arthropoda; Insecta; Diptera; Drosophilidae. The transcript has 2 exons. The record is from RefSeq and is a predicted model, not a curated record. Bases 85 to 1956 code for a protein of 623 amino acids. Gene Ontology annotation, biological process: dephosphorylation. Gene Ontology annotation, molecular function: phosphatidylinositol-3,5-bisphosphate 3-phosphatase activity.
AAUUUUUAUCAGUCGCAAGAUUUGUUUACGACACAGUGUUCAAUACAACAUUAGCGAAAGUAGGUUAUUAUCCAUUCAGCAGAAAUGGAAGCUCCAUCAAGCUUAGCUGAUAAAUUGGCAUCGAAAACGGCGAGCAGCAACUCGUUGGACAGUAGCUCCAAAUCAAGUUCAUUGGGCUCGAAACACGGUGCCGAGAAUGGCGUACUGAGGGAUACGCCCUUUGCCUAUUUGGAGGGUGAAGAGGACCAGGACCAGAAGAACGAUGUAACAUACGUCUGUCCAUAUCGCGGUCCCGUAUUCGGUGCCCUAACGAUUACCAAUUAUCGUUUAUACUUUCGUUCGCUUCCGCUGCGGGAUCAGGAGCCUCCGCUCGUCGUGGACGUGCCGUUGGGUGUGAUAGCGCGCGUUGAGAAGAUUGGAGGUGCCACGUCACGUGGCGAGAACAGCUACGGCAUUGAAAUAUUCUGCAAGGACAUGCGCAACUUGCGCUUUGCACACAAGCAACAGAAUCACUCGCGUCGCACGGUCUUCGAGAAGCUCCAGGCCAACGCAUUUCCACUCUCUUACAGCGGAAAGCUGUUUGCAUUCGCCCAUGCGGCUGCAGCACAGCCACCAGCCGCCAAUGCGGCUGUUAGCGCAGGCUGGGAUGGAUGGGCAGUGUACGAGCCACUGGCAGAGCUACGACGCCUUGGCGUUCCUAAUGACAUGUGGCGUGCCACGAAACUGAAUGAAUCCUAUGGCAUUUGCGAUAGCUAUCCAGCUGUGUGGGCUGUACCCAAGGCAGCCUCCGAUGAUUUCUUGCGUCGAGUUGCACAGUUUCGAUCGCGUUGUCGUCUUCCAGUAUUGUCCUGGAUGAAUCCUCGCACUCAGGCAACCAUUACACGCUGCUCACAACCGCUUGUGGGCGUGAGCGGUAAACGCAAUGCAGAUGAUGAGGCUUAUCUCAGCUACAUUAUGGAGGCUAAUGCACAGUCGGACAAGCUGACCAUCAUGGAUGCACGGCCCAGUGCCAAUGCCAUUGCCAACAAGGCCAAGGGCGGCGGCUACGAGUCGGAAGAUGCCUACAAGAAUGUGGAGAUCAAUUUCUUAGAUAUACAUAAUAUCCAUGUAAUGCGUGAGAGCCUGCGCAAGGUGAAGGAAGCGUGCUAUCCAACCCCCGAUGACUCCAAGUGGCAGACGGCCAUUGACAGCACGUUGUGGCUGAAGCACAUACGUUGCAUUCUCGCUGGCGCCGUGCGCAUCGUGGACAAGGUGGAAACGAUGAGCACUUCGGUGGUAGUCCACUGCUCCGAUGGCUGGGAUCGGACUGCACAGUUAACGGCGUUAUCUAUGCUGCUGCUGGAUCCGCAUUAUCGCACUGUGCGAGGCUUUGAGGUGCUCAUCGAGAAGGAGUGGCUGUCGUUUGGUCAUAAGUUCCAGCAGCGCAUUGGACAUGGCGAUAACAAGCACUCGGAUGCGGAUCGCUCGCCGGUGUUUCUCCAAUUUAUCGACUGUGUGUGGCAAGUGAGUCACCAGUUUAGCAAUGCAUUUGAAUUCAAUGAGCACUUCCUCAUCACCAUUGUGGAUCAUCUGUAUUCGUGCCGUUUUGGCACCUUCCUCUGCAAUACUGAAGCGGAGCGCGUGGCAGAGGAUCUGAAGCACAAGACCACUUCGUUGUGGACGCAUAUUAACUCUUCCCUGGAUCAGUAUCUAAAUCCAUUAUUCCCAUCAUUUACACAUGGCCCUGAGCCCGUAUUGCGUCCCAUUGCCAGCGUGCGUGCCGUGCGUCUCUGGAAAGGACUGUACUGCCGCUGGAAUCCGGGCUUGUGUGCACCUCAGCAUGGUUGUCAGCGCACACGAGAACUGUUGUCCAAACAGGAUCAGCUCUUUAAGCACGUCAAUGAGUUGCGCCUUAAGCUAAAUAAUCGCAGUAACAACAUGCAGACGACCACACGACUGGCUUCUCCCAUGCAUUAAAUAGUAUUUAUCGCUUCUACUACUAGUUAUCACUAACUUUACUGAAAAUUAUAUACAUAUUUAACAGUUAUUUUAAUCCAAAAAUUAUGUGCAUAAGCAAGAAAUAAAAAAUAUGUACGCUUCGACAUACGAGUAUGUACAUACAUAUAUAUAUUUAUAUUCACGUUUCUAAUAAUAAAAUGAAAUUCUUUGUGACUGGGCAUGACCGAUAAGAAAA